GCUGACAUCGAGGCGAAAGAUAAAAGAGGAGAAACGGCGGUGAUACAAGCGGCAUCAGCUCGACGUCAACAUGUACUUGAGUGGCUGCUUACCGUUGACAAAGUUGAUGUUAACGCUAAAGACAAUCACGGAUACACGGCGCUGAUGACGGCGGUAACAAAUGGGCAAAGCGACAUAGCUAAGGUGCUGCUUAGCAUUGGCAAGGCUGACGUUGAAGCUAAGGACAAGAAGGGAUCAACGGCGUUGAUACUGGCGGCACGAUACGGAUAUAGAGACACGGUUGAGGUACUGCUUAGCGUUGGCAAGGCUGACAUUGAAGCUAAAGACAAGAAGGGAUCAACGGCGCUGAUGAUGGCUGAACGAUAUGGACAUAGCGACAUAGUUGAGCUGUUACGUUUACAUACCAAAAGCACG
This is a messenger RNA of Bipolaris zeicola 26-R-13, 414 nucleotides long. RefSeq lists its product as uncharacterized. Gene Ontology annotation, molecular function: protein binding. Lineage: Eukaryota; Fungi; Ascomycota; Dothideomycetes; Pleosporales; Pleosporaceae. The record is from RefSeq and is a predicted model, not a curated record. The transcript has a single exon. The annotation marks the transcript as partial.